GCAGGGCAUCAUGUGUUUGAUUGCCCGUUUCUUGGCAAGCGACCUCCAGCCGAAGAUCGCAGCAGCACCCAAGCUCAGAAGCGCGUGAAAAUGAGUGGAGGAAAGAGUACUAAGGCUGCUGAAAAGAGUAACUAUGCUAAUGAAAGUGAUGACAGCGCGUAUGUUAUUCUUCAAAUGAAAAUGCCGGUUGCAGACAAAGCUCAUUAUAACUGGUACCUGGACCCUGGUGCAUCGAGUCAUAUCUCGAACCAGCUCACUGAUUUCAUGGAGUUCACGCCUCUUAGCGCCCGGAUUCGAGUUGGAGGAAAGAACUCGCUGAGUGUUGAGGGUAUUGGUACUGUGGUUAAGGAGCUGGAGACUACUGGUGGGAGGUGUUCACUGACGCUGCGAGGAGUUCGUUAUGCUCCAGAGCUGCAGUGCAGUCUCUACUCUGUGCGACCAAUAUCUGCCUGA
Messenger RNA from Phytophthora sojae, 453 nucleotides. RefSeq lists its product as hypothetical. The transcript has 2 exons. NCBI's taxonomy places the organism in Eukaryota, Oomycota, Peronosporomycetes, Peronosporales, Peronosporaceae. The annotation marks the transcript as partial. The record is from RefSeq and is a predicted model, not a curated record.